This is a messenger RNA of Serendipita indica DSM 11827, 774 nucleotides long. Lineage: Eukaryota; Fungi; Basidiomycota; Agaricomycetes; Sebacinales; Serendipitaceae. The record is from the annotation of a GenBank genome assembly.
AUGCCUAUCAAUCCGCCACAUGCAACGGAUCAAGCAACGCUUCGAGCAACUCCAAUGGACGUCUUUCCUACCGACCCAGCAAAGCUUGCGCCCCUGCUCAUCGACGAGCGCACUGGAGAGCCCUAUCUCCAGCUGCCGUCACCGCAUGAGCGCAUUCGUAUCACUCCUCCGCGCGAAGCAGAUGUCGACUCGAUUGUGCAGCACAUGAACGACCCUCGGAUUUUCGAGUAUCUUGCCAGCCCCCCUCACCCGUACAGCCGAGACGACGGCAUCAAAUGGAGUCAGAGAAUUCGCACGGCCUCGCAAGCUGUAUUCAGGGAGAUUGAAACUGGCGCCCAAUUUGUGAGCGGUUGUCCAGUCAGGUCGAUACGCGAAAUCCAGGAAGACGGCUCAGAUGUCUACAUAGGAGAUAUUCUGAUCGACCGAGAGAACGAUGAUGUCGCAUGGAUAUCCUCAAGCGAUGCCAAUAACUCUGCAAAGUCCGCCGGCGACCCGUCUAUUCUCUACAGCAUUGGAGACUAUCUUUCCCCUACCCAUCAUCGCCAAGGCAUCAUGAGCGCGGUGUUGAACACGGUGCUUGCCUCAUGGGCGAUCCCGCGCAUGAACUGCCGACGAAUUGUAGCGACUGCGUUUAUAGGAAACGUGGCGAGUGUCGGUGUCUUUAAAAAGGCCGGCUUCAAGCACACGAGGGAUCAGAAGGAUGCAGCCCGGCUUCCAGAAGGGCGAGGUGGCCACUUGAGGGAUCUGCACAUUAUGGAGUGGACACAUGAAUAA